AUGAACGAUCAAGAUAAUAAGCAAAAAUCACUAUUAUUUUCACCCCUAAAAAUAAACGGGGUAACCCUCAAGAACCGUAUCGGUGUAUCACCAAUGGUCACGUGGCAAGCGGUGGACGGAAUACCUAAUGAUUUUCAUGUGGCUCAUUACGGGUCAUUUGCCCUGGGUGGUGCCGGACUCGUUAUGACGGAGGCUACGGCUGUGGAGCCCCGGGGCCGCAUCACACCGGCCGACACUGGCAUCUGGAAUGAUGAGCAGGUAGAUGGGUGGCGUCGGAUUACUACCCUCAUUAAAUCACAGGGUGCCGUUCCUGCCAUACAAUUGGCCCACUCGGGCCGCAAAGGCAGUACACCAGUCAUUUGGUCAAACGCCAAAAGAUCAUUACCGGACAAUGAAGGCGGUUGGCCCACCAUAGCUCCCAGUGCUAUACCAUUUGGCGGUGAUAUUAAUAAAGUACCCGAAGAGGCCACAGGUGUGGACAUUGAAGUACUUCAGCGCGCGUUUGUAUCCGCGGCUGUGCGUGCAGUUAAGGCUGGCUUUGAGAUAAUUGAAUUACAUUACGCCCAUGGUUAUCUGGGAAGCACAUGGCUGUCACCCAAGUCUAAUCAACGAACUGACAAAUACGGCGGUUCUCUGGAAAACCGAAUGCGCUUCGGCUUAGAGACGGCCCGUCGGGUGCGGGAAGUGAUCCCCAAAUCAAUGCCACUGUUUGUGAGGAUUUCGGUCACGGAUUACGCGGACAACGGAUGGGAUGUCAACGACAGCGUAGAGUUCGCC
Molecule: messenger RNA, 777 nt
Organism: Medioppia subpectinata
Lineage: Eukaryota; Metazoa; Arthropoda; Arachnida; Sarcoptiformes; Oppiidae
Source: the annotation of a GenBank genome assembly